Messenger RNA from Lineus longissimus, 1656 nucleotides. RefSeq names its product complement C1q tumor necrosis factor-related protein 3-like. Bases 58 to 774 code for a protein of 238 amino acids. Gene Ontology annotation, molecular function: protein binding. The record is from RefSeq and is a predicted model, not a curated record. NCBI's taxonomy places the organism in Eukaryota, Metazoa, Nemertea, Pilidiophora, Heteronemertea, Lineidae. The transcript has 4 exons.
UACGGCGGAGACUUUAUUCGGAGGUGCGGUACAAAGAAAAGCCAGACAGAAAGCAGAAUGACAACACGAAGACUCGCAUCGAUCCUGCUUUUGGCCGCUGUCCUUCUCGUCGAUGCAAACAAACAUGGCCGCCAGCAAAGAGAGACCGCCGCAAAAGACGCCAAUCAGGGGACAUGUCAGCAAUGUCAGUGCGGACCCGGGCCACCAGGGCCCGCCGGUCCAGCUGGGAUGCCCGGUAACCAUGGUAAUAAUGGUAACAACGGGGCGUCCGGGGCCCCGGGGGUGCCCGGAGAGAAGGGCGACAAAGGGGCCGAAGGAUUGAAAGGGAAGCGUGGCUCCAGAGGGGAGCCAGGAACCCCCGCCAAAUCACCGACAAAGAUCGCCUUCUCCGUCCAACGAAACCUGACGUACGGGAAAUUCGGCUACGACUUUGACAUCAGUUACGACCACGUCAUCACGAAUGUUGGCGAAGCCUUCAGUUCCUACACCAGCCACGUGACGGCGCCGGUCGACGGUAUAUACGUCUUCAUGUUCAAUACGCUCGGCGGGAACGGGAACACGUUGGUGUCGUUGAUGGUCAACGGGAACAAGCGGGCGUCAGCCUGGGGGUACCACACGGACAAGAACCCGUACCCGAACGCGGGAAACCAGAUCGUCCUUCAACUUCUCCGUGACGACCGGGUCUGGUUGAAGUUGGCUGCGGGUAGCACCAUGAACUACGGCACCAAGCCCUCCGUUUUGAGUUUCAGCGGAUUCUUGCUUUUUGAGACUUAACCUCUUGAAUCCCAAAACUUGAAAAUCCCGGGAUCCCAGGGUGGUCACGUGGUUGCGAAAUUGGGUCUGACUUUCACGAUGUAUAGCGCCCGCAUACAACUGCCAAAGUCCGGUACCGAGGCGCCAUCUACCCAGGCAUGCUCUUACUGACCCUACUGUACAUCAAACACGCUAAAACAAGCAAUAAGCUAGCGUCCUAGCUCAAGGGAAUAAAAAUAUCACUGAGACCGACCUGUCGGUCGCUGGGAAAAAACGUGAUUUCAAAAUGACCGACUUGUUGGUCACCGGGAUUCAAGAGGUAAAGAUCAACGACACUGAACACUUUACAAACAAUUUUCCCAUUUUAAAAUGACCUCUUGAGUACCGAAGCUAAUUGCACGCCCUGUACUGGGCCCAAUUUUCAAUUAUUGAUAUGAUUCUGUAAUAUAUUCAUUGUACUGUUAUUUUGAAUGGGCAAGUGCCUCAUCUGCACUAAAACGCGGCCAAUUCGACAGGCGACUCAUAAACGAUGGCGUGAAUGCAACGAAAACAAACGUGAAAUCGAAGAUAUUUCACUGGAAUGGUCAAUACACGUGUUUGCAACAGUGCCCCUUUAAACAUGCUUGACAAAUAUAUUUAUAUAUGUAUAGCCAUCUAUUGGUAAAGAAUGGAACUCUAGUGGAAGCAGACGAUACAGAGUGAUCAUAAUAUAGCCAUAGAAGUGUGCGGGCAGUACCGUAGUAUCAAUGAUAAAACGGUACAAAAUGACCGCAAUUGCGGGCACUAAAGGUACAGAGAUGUUGGAAUAAAUGUCCGCAAUUGGGGUAACUAAAGGUACAGAGAUGUUGGAAUAAAUGUCUGCAAUUGCGGUAACUAAAGGUACAGAGAUGUUAGAAUAAAUGU